Messenger RNA from Triticum aestivum (bread wheat), 450 nucleotides. Its product is annotated as ferredoxin-thioredoxin reductase, variable chain, chloroplastic-like. Gene Ontology annotation, biological process: photosynthesis. NCBI's taxonomy places the organism in Eukaryota, Viridiplantae, Streptophyta, Magnoliopsida, Poales, Poaceae. The record is from RefSeq and is a predicted model, not a curated record. The coding region runs from base 7 to 450 and encodes 147 amino acids. The transcript has a single exon.
UCCCCGAUGGCAACCGCCACCGCCGCAACCGCCCCUUCCACCUCCUCGUCACUCCUCCUCUGCCGACCCCUCCCUCCAAAUUCCACAGCCGCGUACUGCCUCGCGCCACCACGGUGCCGCGCGUGCCUCCGCACCGCGCGCCAGGUUGCCGUCAGCAGCGUGUCCCCAUCCCCAUCCCCGUCCCCCGACGUGGCGGAUGAGGAGGCCACGGCCGCGCCCAAGCUCGGCAAGCGCGUGCGCGUCAUGACGCCGGUCCGCGUCUACCACGUCCCCAAGGCGCCGAACCUGGACCUCCGCGGCAUGGAAGGUGUGGUCAAGCAGUAUGUCGGUGUGUGGAAGGGCAAGCGCAUCACGGCCAAUCGCCCUUUCUCCGACUGGUCAAGCAGUACCCCUUUGUAUGGCUACGGUCAGUAUUUGUCUGUAAUUAAACCUCUUCUCCUUGAUCAAUGA